AGAAAAUAUUCGUUCAUCGAGGCUUUUUGUUGUUUUUUGGUUUUCUUGCUUCUUAUCAGACGCUCUCUCGGGCCUGGGCUCUCGUUUCUCUUCUAAUUCGAAAGGAAAGUCUGAAGUGGCUAAGAGACAGAAACAUCGAGUGGGUAAGACGACGACGACGACGAUAAUUCUACGAACAUGUUCUACAGAGGUAAAUUCGGUGAUGGUGGUGAUGGCCGUGACAUGGGUGCAAAGCGUCAGCGGCUAGGUGACCCGGGAUCUUCAUUCUAUGGGACCUCCCCUGGCUCAAGUUAUAUGUACAAUCCAACUCCUUAUGCAUAUGCUGGACAACCUCCACCGUUCCCUGUUGUCAAACUUCGUGGUCUACCAUUUGAUUGCACAGAAGCUGAUGUUGCUGAGUUUCUCCAUGGGCUUGACAUCGUUGAUGUUCUUUUUGUCCACAAGAAUGGCAAGUUCACUGGGGAAGCCUUUUGUGUUUUGGGGUAUCCUCUUCAGGUUGAUUUUGCCCUUUCAAGGAAUAGGCAGAAUAUGGGCAGGAGAUAUGUUGAGGUGUUCAGAAGUAAGAGGCAGGAAUAUUACAAGGCAAUAGCAAAUGAAGUUUCUGAUGCUCGUGGCGGUUCCCCUCGCAGAAAUGUUCCAAGGGCCAAAUCUUAUGAUGAAGGGAAGGACUCAGCAGAACAUACAGGGGUAUUGCGGUUGAGGGGAUUGCCAUUUUCCGCUGGCAAGGAUGACAUAAUGGAUUUUUUUAAGGACUUUGUGUUGUCAGAGAGCUCAAUUCAUUUUACAAUGAAUUCAGAAGGCAGGCCAACUGGGGAAGGGUUUGUAGAGUUUGCAAGUGCAGAAGAUUCCAAGGCAGCUAUGGCUAAGGAUAGGAUGACACUUGGAAGUCGAUAUAUAGAGUUGUUCCCUUCAUCACACGAGGAGUUGGAUGAAGCAGUUUCAAGAGGACGGUGAUCCUUAUAGAUCUUUGUUAUCAUUUGCCAUUAUGUACUUGUUAUAAUCUUUUAUUUCACUGUUUGGAAUUUUGCUUGCAGACAUUCAGUUAGAUUUUCUAGUUGUUGGUUUGGGAGUAGUUUUGCAUGCUAGUUUUGUCCGUUAAUUAAGGUUCUCUGUUGCCUUAACUUUAUAUCGCUCGACACAUGUUGGGUCAAUACAUAGGUCCCUGAAAUUGAUGACA
This is a messenger RNA of Prunus mume (Japanese apricot), 1177 nucleotides long. RefSeq names its product RNA-binding (RRM/RBD/RNP motifs) family protein. The record is from RefSeq and is a predicted model, not a curated record. Gene Ontology annotation, molecular function: RNA binding. NCBI's taxonomy places the organism in Eukaryota, Viridiplantae, Streptophyta, Magnoliopsida, Rosales, Rosaceae.